Messenger RNA from Cooperia oncophora, 378 nucleotides. Lineage: Eukaryota; Metazoa; Nematoda; Chromadorea; Rhabditida; Trichostrongylidae. The record is from the annotation of a GenBank genome assembly.
AUGACUGGAAAUUCUAUAGCAUAUAUCUCCAUUGGACCAGCUCGAUUUCUUAACCAGCCACGAGUCACCCUUGCUGCCAUAUCUCUACUGCUGGUGGCUCUCAUUAUUUACAAUCCUGACUUCUCAGUGUUGUCUAAGACUAUUGAAGCAGCGUAUCCAGAAUAUCACCUGCAGAGAUAUGGGACUCUAUUGUGGUUUACCAGACAUAAGGAACUACUUCGUGAUGUAUUUUCUGGUAGUGGUCUGCGCCAUCGGUGUUUUAUCCUACGCCGUUAUGAUUAUCACUGGACUCAAGAUAAGAAGAUAUGUACUGUCAGUCCACUCUACGAUGUCUCGGAAGAACGCGAAAAUAUUCAACAUGUUGAUAAAGGUUUGAUU